Messenger RNA from Bubalus bubalis (water buffalo), 1518 nucleotides. RefSeq names its product basic proline-rich protein-like. NCBI's taxonomy places the organism in Eukaryota, Metazoa, Chordata, Mammalia, Artiodactyla, Bovidae. The record is from RefSeq and is a predicted model, not a curated record. The coding region runs from base 1 to 1518 and encodes 505 amino acids. The transcript is spliced from 2 exons.
AUGAAUGGGACCCCCCUCCCCCAUGAGAGGGGGUCCCCGCGGCCGCGCAGGUUCGCCCGGCCAGCCCCGGGCCCGGAAGACAAAAGCGGCACCGGGAGGGACCAACGGAGCGCUCCCUACCCCCACCCUCCUCGCCAAAACUUACCGAUCACCUCCCCCUCCCCAAAACAAAGAAGCCUCCCCUUAACCCCCCGCUCCAGUCUCCACCCGCCGCUCCAACCCCCGACGCGCCGGCACCACUUUGGGGGAGCGGCCCCAUCGGGGUAUUGUUCAGCCUGCAGGGAGCGCGCGCAACACCCCAGCCCGAGCCCCGGGGGACACUUGGGGAAGCUGGGCCUCCCCCCUCCACCGCACCCCCGUCCCCCUACCAGAGACGGGGGUCCCCGGGCGGGCGGCCAGACGGCCGGCCUGAUCCCCUCGGAGGGCGGGAAUGAGCCGGGCCCGGGCCUCACCCCUACCCUGAGCGAGAGAAGUUUCCGCAGCGCGCCCGGCCCGGGCCGAGCCCCGCGCGCACACUUACCUCGCCCUGAGCCGCGCAACUUGUGUCCGGCGCCGCCGCUCCAAGCCUGCGCCCCGCCGGCCGCCGCCGCCGCCGAGCCCGGGCCGCGCCGCGGCAGCCGAGGGCCCGGCGCCCGGAGCCGCCGCGCGCCGCCCCCCCCGGGCCACCCCCGCCCCGCGCCCGCGUCCCCCGCCGCCGCCGAGUCCCCUAGACGCGCGGGCGCUGGAAAGUUUCGGGUGCCGAAUGGCGGCGAGGGCGCUGCGGCGGCGGCGGCGGCGGGGCGGGGGCGCGGGCGGCUCCUCGCUCCCGAGUGCGGAGGACGGGGAGGGCGGGGAGGGGGCGAAAACGGCGGCGGCGGGAGAGGGCGGGACGCGGGAGGGACCGGCGCGGCCAGUGACCUCCGCUGGGGAGCGGCCGCCGGAACGCCGACCCCGGCCGGGAGGACGGCCCUGGGCGCCGCCCCCAGCCUGCGCCCGCCCCCGCCGCCGCCGCCGCCGCCGCCGGGGGAGGGGAGCCCGGGACCCCAGCGCGCUCCCCGACCCGGGACCCCCCCCAUCGCCCUCCUCCCAUCACCCUCCACAGCCCCCAGCCUGCGCCCUCCCCCACCGCCCGGGGCCCCUGCGCGUUCCCCGACCCGGGGCCUCCCCAUCGCCCACCCCCACGGCCCCCAGCCUGCGCCCGACCCCGCCGCAGGGAAAGGGGACCCCGGCGCCCCUGCACCCUCCCCCACCCUGGUCCUUCCCACCGCCCUCACCCACCCCCAAAGAGGCCUCGUCCCAGUCAUUCAGAUUUGGAAAGUAAAUAACAAGUUGACAUCAUUACCGCGCUCGGCUUUGCGGGGACGUCGGCCCUCGGCUACCGCACACUCUCGAGUAGCCGCGCAGCCAAACCUGGCCCUCUCUGGCUUGCCAUCGCUAGCUGCUCGUCGGGAGCUGCUUGGAAAUUCCGAACCGAACGGGACGAGGAAAAAGGCUUCUUUUGUAUGUUUUGAUGGCUUGGCAGAUGCCAGUCAUUUUUAA